Poeciliopsis prolifica (blackstripe livebearer) is the source of this 2243-nucleotide messenger RNA. RefSeq names its product interleukin-1 receptor-associated kinase 4 (gene irak4). The coding region runs from base 314 to 1750 and encodes 478 amino acids. The record is from RefSeq and is a predicted model, not a curated record. Lineage: Eukaryota; Metazoa; Chordata; Actinopteri; Cyprinodontiformes; Poeciliidae. The transcript is spliced from 11 exons. Gene Ontology annotation, biological process: signal transduction; protein phosphorylation. Gene Ontology annotation, molecular function: protein serine/threonine kinase activity; magnesium ion binding; ATP binding.
AUUUUAUAAAUUACUUCUAAAGAGCCAGCUCUGACUUUGUCUAAUUUUUACUCGUGUUUUUUUUUUUUUUUGUUUGGGUUUUUUUUUGUGUGCGUAUUUCCGCAUUAUAGGUGGGACUCUUAGUGGGCCAGCCCUGUUGUGUUACGUUUGGGGAAGUUGCUCAAUAUUGGACAUUUCCCUUCUCUGUAAGGCCAACACAUUCACGCGCUUCUUAUCUGCCUCCGCAGUUUCAUGAGAUGGUGUUGAUGAUUUUGUCAACUAUGACAAAAUAAAACCAAACCAGCAGAUAUCACCAGAAACUCUCUUUGUCGGGAUGAGUGGGUCUUUGACUUCCGCUACUUACGUUCGCAACAUCAGCUACGGUCUCCGCCGCCAGUUGUCCGACUUUCUGGACCCUCAGGACAGGUGGAAGGAUGUGAUUGUGUCCAUACGGAAGCCGAGCGGGGAGCCGCGGUACUCCCUGCUCCACGUCAGGAGGUUUGAGGGUCUGGUGACGCAGGGGAAAAGUCCCACCGUGGAGCUGCUGAAUGACUGGGGAACCACCAACUGCACAGUGGGAGAACUGGUGGAUAUUUUGAAGAGCUGCAGUUUGUUGGCUGCUGCCAGUCUCCUGCUACCUGGGGGAGAAUAUUCAUCGGCAGACACACUCCCGCUCCCCUUACAGAUACCUCCCGACAGAGACCCUCCAACCAGACCACUGGAUGAGAUGCAGAGUCAGCAUCCACCUGCCGGAGCAGCACCGGAGACACAAGUCCUGAGUGGAAACAGCCUAACAGGACACACAGGUGGCAGCAGUGACUCCUUUGAUCCACUUUCUGUGCAACCAUUGUCAGGUGUCUCCAGUUUUAUGUACAGCGAGCUGAGGAAGAUCACGGGCAACUUUGACGACCGGUCCGUCUCAAACGGUGGCAGCCGACUCGGAGAGGGGGGCUUCGGCACUGUGUACAAAGGCUUCCUGAACAACAGACCUGUGGCGGUGAAAAAACUAAACCCAAUGGAUGACAUGCCUCUGGACAAGCUGCAAGAUCAGUUUAACCAAGAGAUUCAGACUCUGAAAGUGUUGAAACACGAGAACUUGGUUGACAUGGUUGGAUUCUCAUGCGAUGAGCAGCAACUGUGUAUCGUGUACGCCUUCAUGGCCAAUGGAUCUUUGCUGGAUCGACUCGCCUGCUUGGACGGCAGUCCUCCUCUUUCCUGGCGACAGAGGUGCUUGAUCACAGAAGGGACCGCUAAAGGUUUGGAGUACCUCCAUAGCAACCAUCAUGUACACAGAGAUGUUAAAAGUGCAAACAUCCUGCUGGAUGAGAACUUUGUGGCGAAAAUCUCUGACUUUGGGCUGACGAGAGCGUCGGCCAAGCACACGUCUACGACGAUGAUGACGGAGAGGGUCGUGGGGACCCGUGCGUACAUGGCUCCUGAGGCCCUGAGGGGACAGAUCACCCCAAAAUCUGACGUGUUCAGCUUCGGAGUGGUGCUGUUAGAAAUAUUGUCUGGACGUCCGCCAGCUGAUGAAAACAAGGAGCCCCAGUUCCUGAUGGAUAUCAGGGACGACAUCGAUGAUGACGACGAAGAUCUGACCCUGGAGCAGUUUUUGGACAGGAAGAUGACAGACUGGGAGCUGAGCCAGGUGGAGAGCAUCUACUGCUUGGCAUCCAACUGCUUGGACGACAGAAAAAACAGGCGGCCGUUCAUCAAACAGGUUGUUUCAGAGAUUCACAGUGUCAUCAAAAGCAUCUUGUUGGAAUCGUAGGCAGAGGGAAACAAGAGGCUCACACUGCCUCUGUUCCAAAGUAAAGAAUGACAAGUUUUCAGCUUUUUGACUUUAGAAAGUUCCUUGUUUCUAAAAUAAAAACCUCAGUCUCUUUGACUGAAAGAAAGAGAUUCAGCAUUUAAGCAUCUUUCCUUUCUGUAUUUAUAUUCAUAAAAAUUUGAAGAGGACUACCAACAGGACAUAUCAGCUCUGCUACAGAUAUUUAUCCAUUAGCAUGUCAUAAGUUCAUCUUAUAGCAACAGCUCCAGUAAGAGGCAUCGCCAGAUUCGUUGCAAGACUGACUGCUACUGGAGAUCCUUCCCAUCCACAGAAUCACAUCAAUGACUUUUUAAAGUUAUUUGGAGGAUAUGAGUUUGAAGAAAAGUGUGAGGACAUACUUAAAUGUUUUAUUUUUUUUUUAAUUUACAGGCUAAAUUUUUAUGUGCUGUAAAAAGAAGUUUUAUUUUUGAAGAAAUAAAAAAAUGGACCAAAA